CAGACACAGUUCACGUCGACGCCAGCUUGCCCACACGACUCCCACGUCAACUGGCAGCCGGCCUUCCGCUACGCACGUUAUGGCGUGGGCUCACUUGAAUCGCAUUCGCGAGUAAUCAGAUCAGUUCCACAGCAGAGGGGGGAGAGAGAGAGAAGAAGCGGAAAAGAGUGGAAAACGAAAAGUUCCUCCUUAAUGCAUCUUUGAAUCGACUCCGCGUGGAAGCGUAAAAUUCUUCCACGGAUCUCCGUUACACAUAAAAUGUCUUUGAUUUCGGGUUUCACAAGGAGGCGAUCGAGUUCAUUGCGUUUCCUCGAUUGAUCGAUCCCGCCGGCUGAAAGGAGGAAAGAGUUAGGUUAUUCCGAUGUCGUCUAGUGGGGGAGGCGGUGGCAGCAGCGGCAGCCCCUGUGUCGAUCGGAUGAUGCCACUUUCGGUUCUAUUGAAGCGGGAGCUGACUAGCGAGAAGAUCGAGAAGCCUGAUAUUCUCCAUGGUCUUGCCAACAAAAGUAAGAAGGGCGAGGAUUUCAGUUUUCUCAAGACCGAGUGCCAGCGGGUGCCGGGGAAUGGCGUCACCACCUUCUCCGUUUUUGCGCUAUUUGAUGGUCACAAUGGAUCCACAGCUGCUAUAUAUGCCAAGGAGAACCUCUUAAAUAAUAUUUUAUGUGCCAUACCUGCAGAUGUUAAUAGAGAUGAGUGGUUAGCAGGGCUACCACGAGCUUUGGUUGCAGGAUUUGUUAAAACAGAUAAAGAUUUUCAAAAUAAAGCGAAAACUUCAGGAACAACAGUUACAUUUGUGAUUAUAGAUGGCUGGACAGUAACAGUAGCAUCAGUUGGUGAUUCACGCUGUAUUCUUGAAUCUGCUGAAGGUUCACUUUAUCUUUUAUCAGCAGAUCACAGGCUAGAUGAAAACAAAGAAGAGGUGGAACGCAUUACUGCAAGUGGGGGUGAGGUUGGGAGACUAAAUCUCGCUGGUGGAGCAGAGAUAGGGCCUCUCAGGUGUUGGCCUGGUGGCUUAUGUCUCUCAAGAUCAAUUGGAGAUAUGGAUGUUGGCGAAUUCAUUGUUCCUAUUCCUCACGUGAAGCAGGUGAAGCUAUCAAACGCAGGUGGCCGCCUUAUCAUCUGUAGUGAUGGUGUAUGGGAUGCUUUGAGUUUCCAAUCAGCUCUUGAUUGUUCUCGUGGACUUCCAGCGGAUGUUGCUGCUAACAAAAUUGUUAAAGAAGCUGUUCUUGUAAAGGGUCUCAGAGAUGAUACUACAUGUAUUGUCGUUGAUUUAUUGCCACCAGAGAAGAUAUCCCCUUCUGCUGCUCUAACGAAGAAGCAAGGAAUGAAGGGAUUAAAGCAUAUGUUCCGCAAGAAGUCCUAUGAGUCACCGUCUCAUCAUUUAGUUAGAAAUUAUUUUGAACCGUAUGCAGUGGAGGAAUUGUUUGAGGAUGGUUCUGCAGUACUUGCUCAGAGGCUACACAUGGUAUAUCCAGUGUGCAACAUAUUCAAGCUACUUUUAUGCGCAGUAUGUCAGGUUGAGAUGAAACCUGGUGAGGGUAUUUCGGUACAUGCUUGUUCAUCAAAAUCAGCAAAAGUUCGUCCCUGGGAUGGCCCAUUGCUUUGCCGUGACUGCCAGGUUAAGAAAGAAGCUAUGGAAGGAAAAAAACCUUCAAGAGAUCUUUCCAGGAUGAGAGUUUGACAUAAAAAACCCAUCUCCAUCAGCAGUUUCGGUGUUGUUCCAUUUGUAGAUUAAUUCAAGUAAUUCUGAGUUUGCAAUUUCGUGAUCAAAGAUGUCCCUCCCCUACUACUAUGUAUUCUUCCAUGUAUAAGUAGCACGGGGAUUUCAUCAGAAUAGGCAUUUCGUUGAAAUUGUAAUUCAGAGGAGUCACGAAGGCAGGAUGCCAGCUUUACAUUUCUUCAAUCCCAUGGCUUCUUCGGUCUAUCGGACCAGAAAUAUUUUUCUGCAAAGCAGAGCUAUUCUGGUGCCGAGAUAUAGAGGGGGCCGUAGAUAAUUCAAUUCAUUGUAGGUUUGCCAUGUACAUAUUCUUUUAGAUGGAAAUUGAUAUUGGAAUUUUUGGCGUGUAACAAACCAGAAAUGGAAGUGAAAAACUGCUUGGAUUAUUAUCGUUUUUUCCCUCACAUGAGAAUUCUUAUAUUUUCUGGUGUUAUCGGAAGGGAAGCAUCAAUAGAAUUUACUGAGGUUAUGCCCCUUUCGUAAUGAACCUUUUCUGUACUAACUAAUAGAAGUGUCAAGCAGCAUUGCUACUAAAGUAAUGAUGUAUAGUUUGUUCUUCUUUUCGUUGAGUCCAAGCAGUAUUGUAGUUCGUGUAUAUCAAUUUCAUGUAUUUCAUUAGACAA
Molecule: messenger RNA, 2337 nt
Organism: Dendrobium catenatum
Lineage: Eukaryota; Viridiplantae; Streptophyta; Magnoliopsida; Asparagales; Orchidaceae
Product: probable protein phosphatase 2C 12
Exons: 9
Coding region: 362-1678 (438 amino acids)
Biological process (GO): protein dephosphorylation
Molecular function (GO): protein serine/threonine phosphatase activity
Source: RefSeq, a predicted model, not a curated record